Molecule: messenger RNA, 535 nt
Organism: Drosophila subobscura
Lineage: Eukaryota; Metazoa; Arthropoda; Insecta; Diptera; Drosophilidae
Product: protein C19orf12 homolog
Exons: 2
Coding region: 49-471 (140 amino acids)
Source: RefSeq, a predicted model, not a curated record
CUUUCGCAUUAGUUUCCAGAAAGUAAUUGCGCAGCAAACACGAACGAAAUGCCCAUCGACACGGGAGAGUUAAUAAAGGCUUUGGCCAUAUUGGCUGAUCGUCGCGGCGUUCAAGUGACAUUCAAAGAGUCGGCAAAGGGCGCAGCCAUUUGUGCAGCUGCCGCAUUAAUGGGCGGACUACUUGGUGGCCCACGCGGCCUUGCCCUGGGUGGCGCUAUUGGUAGCAUCGCAGCCUACGGCUUGACCGAAGGAAAAUUCAAGUCCUUGGGUGAAAUAAUUUUGGAAGAUUUGACGGAGAGUCAGCGGAUCGAACUGAAGGAGCAUGUGACCAAUGCUAUGGCCAAUAUCGGCUAUUCGGAUGUGCUGAAUAUUGGAGCUCUACUCUUGAGCAAUGGACGUGUACAAGAUGUGGCAUUCAAUGUGCUUAAAUCAUUCGCCACCGAGCAGCUGGGACUAACCAUCGUCAACUGAGCAGCUCUGCAAAUGUUUUUCAUACAAAUAAAAGCAUUUACGCGCAAGUUCUUCUAAAAGGUAA